Dentiscutata erythropus is the source of this 177-nucleotide messenger RNA. Lineage: Eukaryota; Fungi; Glomeromycota; Glomeromycetes; Diversisporales; Gigasporaceae. The record is from the annotation of a GenBank genome assembly.
AGCGUUCAACUGUCUUAUGGUGUUGUGAAUGAUGCUGUCUUCUCAAAUUUUAAGAUGCGUUUGUGUCAACUGCUGAUUAGUGGAUUGUGGCAUGUUAAUUCCAUUCCAUAUAGUUUAUUGUCUGUGGUAUCUGAGACAGUUAAGAUAGAUAGAUAUGGCGUGCAACUCUGGUUAAAG